Girardinichthys multiradiatus is the source of this 3500-nucleotide messenger RNA. It is a transcript of the gene rbm12bb, whose product is annotated as RNA binding motif protein 12Bb. Gene Ontology annotation, molecular function: RNA binding. Gene Ontology annotation, cellular component: ribonucleoprotein complex; nucleoplasm. The record is from RefSeq and is a predicted model, not a curated record. The coding region runs from base 1301 to 3208 and encodes 635 amino acids. The transcript has a single exon. NCBI's taxonomy places the organism in Eukaryota, Metazoa, Chordata, Actinopteri, Cyprinodontiformes, Goodeidae. Gene Ontology annotation, biological process: regulation of RNA splicing.
GAAAUGCAUAUUAGAGGGGAAAAUAUAUCACUGUUUUACGAAUUAAAAGGACAGUAAAAUAAUUUGACAAAUGAUACAUUUUUGAGGAAUCUGUUUUAAAUAUAUUUGGGUGGUAUUAAAAUUAAAGAAAUAAAAGGGAUAGGAAAAAUAAAACAAGAAUUUGUAUUAAAUUAACAAUAUAUAGCAUAGAUAGAUUGAUAGAUAUGUCAAUUAUUGAAUAAAUCUUAUUUUGUUGUAUGUAUUGGCGCACUAAUUUAUAUGUCUUGGUACUUUUUGGCCCAUUUAUUAUUUUAUUACAUAAUUUAUUUCUGUAUGUUUUCUUAAUUACGGCAGGAUUGGUCCUGCAUAUAAACAGUGCUUUGGCCUUGUUGGCUAAAGAGGGUUGCUAUGGUUUUUUUUUUUUCUGGCUGUACUUCUAUGUUAACAGAUUGCAAAUCUUCCAGCAGCUGAGCUGGAGGAGGGGAGGAGCAGAAUGUCUCUGUGUUGCUGCCGGAAGAAGUGACAAUUUUGAAUAAUUCAUUUUUUAAAAUAUUGGUUAUAGCAAUAUUUUUGAUUAUUUUCACAAACCUCUAUGAAAGUCAAUUGGCUUAAAAAAGGUCAACUAAGUUGGUGCAUGUUUAGUGUUGUGUUGGAGUUUUGGUGAAGAUUUUGUUAAGCUGAGCAAAAGUGUGUGUAAGUCGAUUCUGUUUUAGUCUGACACAUUUAGCCGGUGGCAAGUUUUCAGAUUGUCCAAUGCUGCAAUGUUGCUGAGCUACACUGGGAAUGUGAGAGAUGGACUCUUGGAUCACCUAAAGGGCUCUAGAUGAAGUCCUUUAGUCGAUGUUGGAACUUCUGUGGAUAAUCGACUAGUUUUAAAAACUGCUGAUUAAAAACAAAAUGUCGUUGAAAACCAUGCAGAAUUUCAGGACUGGACUUAUAAUGGAACAAAGCGUCUCACUCCAGAAAUCUCUUCUGUUGAGUCUUUUUUUGGUUACGCAGGGAAAAGUACUUGGUGGCAAUUUUAGAUUUUUUUUUCCCCCCCACUAUAAUGAUGCCCAGAAUAUGUGCCUGAAUCUAGUGCCAUGGAUAUGAAAUAUGAUUUCAUGUGGCUAACUUAACAUUUUUAUUUUUUAGCCGUUUGUGUUAGAGAUGGCUUUUUUUUUGGGCAUCGAAAAAAUGUUCUUUUAAUUGCUUUUUUUUUUUUUUUUUUUUUAGCCUUUAUGAUCAACUAAAUGUCGGGAUAUUAUACUAGUGAGGCUCUGGAGGCAGUAAUGCUGUUCUGUACCCCUUUGUCUACAGGUGCUGUUAUUUGUUCUUCAGCAUGGCAGUCGUCAUCCGUUUACAGGGGCUGAGAGUCACAGCAGGCUCUGAGGAUGUUCGCAAGUUCUUCACGGGCCUCAGAAUUCCAGACGGAGGUGUACAUAUAAUCGGUGGGGACCUAGAUGAAGCUUUCAUUAUCUUUGCUUCAGAUGAAGACGCAAGAAGAGCCAUGGCACGGUCAGGGGGGUUAAUUAAUGGGUCGCCUGUAAGAUUGCUGCUUAGCAGCAAACAAGAGAUGCAGCAUGUACUUGAAAGAACAACACAAAAGGUGGAGCUGGAGGAGACUAGGCACCCUGAGGGUAAUGGAAGAACUGCUCGAAGAUCCAUUGACCCAGAUGUGGGCAGAAGAUCAAGUAGUCGAUCGGCUUAUAGCCCUCCAACCCAUCGCCAACAGCCAUCAAUCACCGAUGACCCUUUUCUUGUGUUCCUGAAUGGACUGCCUUUCUCUGUGACUGAGGGGGAAGUACGUGAAUUUUUCCAUGGUUUACUCAUUGAUGAAAUUGUCUUGUGUAAAAGAGAAACGGGACAAAACAAUGGAAAAGGCUUUGCCAAAUUUUCAUCAAGGGAGGAUACCUUGGAAGCCUUAAAGAGGGAUGGGAAAUACAUUGGGCCAAGGUAUAUCGACGUUCGUGCAACAACAGCCGAUAAUUGGCUACGAGCCAUUGGUAGAAUGCCAGCGGUGGUCAACACAGUGGAGAACCUUGACAGGGGAAGAGCACCUGUUCGCACUCAGAGAAUCCCCCAGUAUCAAGUUAGGUCUCGAUCACCCGUGGCCAUGAAGCCUAUUGCUCCAUGUGAUGAAGAGUACUGUGUGCUGUUGGACAAUCUGUCCUUUGCAGUGGAAAAAGAAGACUUGAAGCGCCUUUUUCAAAAUGCAAAGCUUGAGAAUGACCAGAUUCUGUUUCUAACUGAUGGCGAUGGCAGAAGAACCAGGUCGGCCUUUGUGCUCUUUAAGAGCAUCCGUGACUAUUGUGAUGCUUUAAGUCAGGAGAAAAUGCAUUUUCUCAACCGAUGGAUUCAUAUCCGGCCCAUCUCAAGAGAGAACAUGCUCAGGCUUCUUGAGUCUCAGAAUGAGCCUGCUGAAUCUCCUGGAAACUCUCAAAGGUAUCAGGAAAGGCCUCCAUCGUACCCAAAGGAUCCAUAUGACUCUGAGAAAGUCUGUGUGUUUGUAAGGAACCUCCCAUUUGAUGUGAGAAAGGUUGAGAUAGUUGACUUUUUUUAUGGAUUUCAUGUCACAGAGGACAGGGUAUGGGUUCUGUGUGACCAUAAAGGUAACGGGGUUGGACAGGCUUUGGUUCUCUUUAAGUCUGAGGCAGAGGCCAUGGAGGCACUUUCUCUUAAUGGACGGCGGUUUCUGGGGUCUGAAGUUGGAGUGAAGUGCAUUACACGAGCUCAGAUGGAUCAGCUGGCUGCCGAGCCACCGGCAAAGCAAGAGGUCUUGCCAAAAGAGGGACACUACUCGGGCAGGAACAGUGAGCCUUUCUAUGGACCUGGUGGUGACACUUCGUACCCUGAUGUAAGGAAACCCAAGGAUGGUAAUUUACCUAUUAAAGAGGAGCACAUCUAUGGAGGUUAUGACUAUGAAUCUCGUGGGGUAAGACCUCGUUCUCCGCAGGACAGGGGCAGUGGAGGACAUGGGAGGGUAGGUCCACCUGCUCAGCGUUAUGAUGGUCCCACCUGUGUACAAUUGGUUAACUUACCAUUCCAAAUUAGAAGUGAGGAAGUCUAUGAUUUUUGUUAUGGAUAUCGAAUCAUACCUGGAUCUGUCUCUCUCCAGUAUGAGCCCAGCGGAAAACCUAAAGGCUCUGCCACUUUGGUGUUUGAGUCUCGUCAGGAGGCUUUAACUGCAAUUCAGGAACUGAAUGGAAGGCCGAUUGGACCAAGAAAAGUACAGCUCUUACUUGUCUGAAAUAUAUAUUCUAAGUUACAGGCGCAACUUAGCUUAGGUUUUCAGUUUUUCCGGGCAGCUGGUAAUGCGGCAUAGCUCUAGUAACUUAAUGUGAUUUGUGUAAAAAAAAAAAAAGAUUUCUUAAGUACAUUUUUAUGUUCCUGAGGAAGUAUUCAUUGAAAAUAUAUUUGCAAUGUUUGUUUUUUGUUUUUACUGAAGUAUUUUGAUUGGUUUUGAAACACAAUUUGGAAAUAUGUACAUUGAAACAAAGCAACAUGUCAUUGUUUUGAAAAUUAAAAUCAAAUGAUCAGUC